AUGAACAGAAUUCGGAUCCAUGUUUUGCCAUCAAGUCGAGGACGCCUUACUCCUGUGCCGCGGCCACAGGAGCCUCUCUCAUGUGCCUUCACCCACCGCCAGUGCUCCCAGCCGCGGCUGGAGGGGCAGGAGUUUUGUAUUAAGCACAUUCUUGAAGACAGGACUGCCCCUUUCAAGCAGUGCAGCUACGUUUCAACCAAGAAUGGAAAGCGAUGUCCCAAUGCUGCACCCAAACCAGAGAAGAAGGAUGGCACAUCGUUCUGUGCAGAGCAUGCCCGUAGGAACAGUCUGGCGCUCCAAGCUCAGAUGAAGAAGUCCAAUCCUGGGCCUGUAAGUGAGACUCUUCUUUGCCAGCUUAGCUCUUACGUCAAAACAGAGCUGGGCUCCCAGACUGCAGAGAGCAGCCGCAGCGAAGCCAGUCGGAUCCUAGAUGAGGACAGCUGGAGCGAUGGCGAGCAGGACCCUAUCCCAGUGGACCAGACAUGGCGAGGGGACCCGGACAGCGAGGCUGACAGCAUCGAUAGUGAUCAGGAGGAUCCCUUGAAGCAUGCUGGCGUAUACACAGCUGAGGAGGUGGCUUUGAUCAUGCGAGAGAAGCUGAUCCGCCUGCAGUCUCUCUACAUUGACCAGUUCAAACGACUCCAGCACCUUCUGAAGGAGAAGAAGCGCCGAUACCUUCACAGCCGCAAGGGAGAGCAUGAAGCCAUAGGCAACAGCCUUCUGACAGGCCCGGAGGGGCUGAUGGCCAAGGAGCGUGAGAACCUGAAGCGCCUGAAGUGCCUGCGCCGCUACCGGCAGCGCUACGGCGUGGAGGCCCUGCUCCACCGGCAGCUGAAGGAGCGCAGGAUGCUGGCGACUGACGGCACUGCCCAGCAGGCACACACCACCCGCUCCAGCCAGAGGUGCUUGGCCUUUGUUGACGAUGUUCGAUGCUCCAACCAGUCCCUCCCGAUGACCAGGCACUGCCUUACGCACAUCUGUCAAGACACUAAUCAGAUGCUAUUUAAACCGUGUCAAGGCUCCGAGGAAGUGCCCUGCAACAAGCCAGUUCCCGUGAGCCUCUCCGAGGAUCCGUGCUGCCCGCUUCAUCUCCGGUUACCCCCACAGAUGUACGUACCUGAGCAAGUGCUGGUUGUCCCCGAGGAGCUGGAAGCUGCCCCCACGGACCUGUACUUGAGCGCUGCUGAGCUCCAGCCCACGGAGAGCUUGCCCCUGGAGUUCAGUGAUGACUUGGACGUGGUGGGUGAUGGUAUGCAGUGUCCCCCAUCCCCUCUGCUCUUUGAUCCUUCUGUGGCCCUUGAUCAGUCCCUCAGAGACGUGGCUGAGGCCCCCAUAGACAUACUGGCCCUGGAGGAGCCCUCCCACACAGCCCUCCCUCCACAGACAGCGCUGACGGAGAGAGGAACCUCCUCUGCCCAUGUCUUCUCCCCGGCUGCCGAGCCUCCGGCCGAGCUGCCGGCACAGGGUCACCCGCCGAUGGCAGCGUGCUGGCCAGGGUCCAGGGAGGACAGCCGGCUGGAGGAAGCCACCUCCACUCAGGCCCGUGGAGGGGCCGCCAACGGGAGCCUGGAGCCCACGUCUGUGACACCACGGAGGGACGGGGCUGGGAACAUCCCAAGAGAGGCGGAGAACACAGCCCUGGCCCAGGCCAACGAGAACCAGCGGGAGACGUAUGAGCGCUGCCUGGACGAGGUCGCCAACCAUGUGGUACAGGCGCUGCUCAACCAGAAGGUCAAGUUGGCUGCCCGCAAGCUGGAAGCUGAGAGCCUCAACAUCUCGAAGCUGAUGGAGAAGGCAGAGGAUCUGCGCAAGGCGCUGCGGGAGGAGCACGCCUUCCUGCAGGGGGUGGAUGGGAAGGAGGUGCCCUACGAGAGCCGCCUGGAGCACAAGCGGGAGCUGUGUGACCUCCGACGGGUCCCCCCUGACGCCAAAGACCCCCGGCUCUGCCGCCCACCUCGCAACGGCAUCGUGGGACACCUACGGGAGCCCCCUGACAAGGUGAGAACACCCCUCUACCACCACCCCAUUGCCACCACUGGCCAUGUGCCCUCGCCGGGGCGGGGUGCGUACACCAUGGCUACUCACCCUUUUCCGGCAUCGUGGGACACCUACGGGAGCCCCCUGACAAGGUGA
Molecule: messenger RNA, 2133 nt
Organism: Charadrius vociferus (killdeer)
Lineage: Eukaryota; Metazoa; Chordata; Aves; Charadriiformes; Charadriidae
Gene: KANSL2
Product: KAT8 regulatory NSL complex subunit 2
Exons: 14
Coding region: 1-2133 (710 amino acids)
Cellular component (GO): NSL complex
Source: RefSeq, a predicted model, not a curated record